Maniola jurtina (meadow brown) is the source of this 605-nucleotide messenger RNA. RefSeq names its product MICOS complex subunit MIC13 homolog QIL1 (gene QIL1). The transcript is spliced from 3 exons. Bases 170 to 535 code for a protein of 121 amino acids. Gene Ontology annotation, cellular component: mitochondrial crista junction; MICOS complex. Gene Ontology annotation, biological process: cristae formation. NCBI's taxonomy places the organism in Eukaryota, Metazoa, Arthropoda, Insecta, Lepidoptera, Nymphalidae. The record is from RefSeq and is a predicted model, not a curated record.
CAGACUACUUACUGACUUAAUUUUUAUUUAGUGAUCUGUGAUUGAGUUCAGAGUUGAGGACUUGAGGUUUUUUGACUAUUUUUGCGAUGUUUUCUAACCAAAAAAUUACAUAAUCCUUUUCCAGCAUUAAUUAAACAAUUCCACACAUAAAACAUACCAUUACGCCAAGAUGAUAAAGUUUGCCGUAAAAUCUGCUUUACUUGGUUCAGCAGUUUAUUAUACAGUUGAUAAAGGAGUAUGGAAAGACAGUUCAACGACUAGUGAACUAUAUGACGAAUUAGAAAAAGGUGUGUCUCCCUAUGUUGGCGAACUAAAGAAACAGAUUCCCUAUGAGCUUCCACCUCUGCCUUCAAAUGAUAGGCUGUCAUAUUUAUUUAAAUACUAUUGGAACAGUGGUGUAAAGGCUACAUUCAGAUUCCUAGUUGACCUUCCCACACAUGCAUCUGAUGCAGCCAUCAAGACAUACAAUUUUGUAUCUGAAUCACUAGAACCGAAUCAAUCAAGUCCAGAAACAAGUCAAGAUAAUGUGAAAUAAAUUGAAUAAAAUGGAAGCAAUGUAAAACAGCUGUUACAUAAUUUAUUAUUAAAAUGUGAUGUAAUAAGUA